AUGCUUCUCAGAAUCCUCUUCUUGAUCGCAACAGCCUCGUUAGCUCUCAGCGAGCCUAUCAUCUCGGCUCUCAGGACUGCGGGCUACACGCAGACUGCCGCUUUUCUCGCAGCCCAUCCGGCCUAUGCCAAAGCGAUCUUUGGGGUCCCCGGAUACCGAGGCGAUGUGACCUUUCUCGCUCCGUCAGAUGCAGCUUGGAAGGAGCUUGCGCCAUCGCAGAACAAUCGCACCUUCCUCGGCGAAGUCUUGCUACCGCUUCAUCUGCUUCGAGAUCAGAUCAACCCAAAGACCGUGGCUCAUGCGCCAGCUCAUACCAUCGUGCGCACGGCUUGCUUCACUGGAACCAAUCUGGGCAAGCAUGCCCCCGCGCCGGCGUUCUUGAGCAUUGCAGAGGAUGGAUCACUGCAGCAUUUGUCACGCAUGAUCAAUACCGGCACGACCGUCGACACGAGCAAGAACAUCGUUUCGGACGAAGGCGUGAUCGUCUAUGGCGUCGAUGCGUGGAGCGAGGUACCCGCGCCCAUGCAUACGGCAGUCUCAUCGGUGGCCGCACAAGCCAGCGAAUACCCCGGCAUGCUCAGGCUAGCCGAUGCUAAUGGCAACCUCGUCUACCAGAUCGAGGCCGGGACGGCUGUCACCCUGUUUGUGCCGCUCAACGACAUCAUCAUUCGCGACCUCGCAAAGCUCAAGGCUAUGCCUGCCUGGCAACUCGUUGCGCUCUUCAGCAACAAUAUCAUCAAAGGUGCAACGAUCUACUCGACACAGAUCAACGGCGUUUUGACCGCUUCGAGCGCUGCCGGCACGCCCAUCACGAUCAAGCGUCCUGCGACCGGAGGCUUCACGGUCACCAACAACGGCCAGACUUUCGAGGUCUAUGCGGCCGACAUUCCGAUGAGCAACGGCGUCGUCCAUAUCUUACAAGGCUACUUCGACAACACGGAAGCGCACUGGCAGUUUGGCAAUGCUGCUAUUGCAAAGUAUCUCUCCUAUACCAAUUCGGGCAUCGUGCCCUCGUGGGGUGAGAUCGAUGACAUGACGCCCAACACGCUAGGCAGUCGGACGCUUGGAAAGUAG
Molecule: messenger RNA, 1074 nt
Organism: Mixia osmundae IAM 14324
Lineage: Eukaryota; Fungi; Basidiomycota; Mixiomycetes; Mixiales; Mixiaceae
Exons: 3
Coding region: 1-1074 (357 amino acids)
Source: RefSeq, a predicted model, not a curated record